Molecule: messenger RNA, 3746 nt
Organism: Trifolium pratense (red clover)
Lineage: Eukaryota; Viridiplantae; Streptophyta; Magnoliopsida; Fabales; Fabaceae
Product: protein LONGIFOLIA 1-like
Exons: 6
Coding region: 692-3400 (902 amino acids)
Biological process (GO): regulation of monopolar cell growth
Source: RefSeq, a predicted model, not a curated record
CUAAGCAACCUAUUUUUUGACAAUAUUCAUAUAUAUAUUUUAUAGUACACCACAAUUCUUUCCUAACACAAAACAACACUACACACACUCUGGCUUCUGGCCUCUGCAUCUUCUUGAGAUAACCAAAAAAACAGUAAAACUAAAGUAUUCCUCUGUUGUUCUGUAUCCAAAUUCAGACAGAGAAACCAAAAACAUCUCUUCUUGGGUCUCUCAAAUGAAUCUCUCUUCAGUUUAUGCAUUGUUAGUCAACAAAAGCUGAUGCGGCAUAAAUUGUAGUUGUGAUUCCGUUGCAGAGACCUCCAAUAUUGUAGUUGUGGACCGCGAUUUAAAACUUGAUUCUCUUCUACUCACAUGCAUACACAUGUAAAUUGUAGUCAAUUUUUUUUACCUCUGAUGAUUUUAAAUUGCCGUCUGCAACUGCAACUGUGGUUGAAAUACAAAUGAUUUCGAAGUUUCUGCAUUAGUAUGACAAUUGCAACAUUUCUUCAAAGGAAGAGGGCUCAGUAAUCCAAACCCUAUAGCUAUAUUUCAACUUAUGAUUUUUAAGUUAAAUUCUUUGACUUCCAUUGAAUCCAAAAAACCAAUGAUUUUUUUCUUACAUAUUCAACAGGGGAAUGAUUGUGUGUAGUUAACAAAAAAAGAAGAAAAAGGCUUGUGACAUUGCAGAAUUGAAGUUUGAAGGAAAAUAAAUAUGUCUGGAAAGGGUUUGAAAUCUAUGAAAGAUGAAAAGCAAGAUUUGCAGAAGCAGAUUGGGUGUAUCACUGGAUUUUUUCAGCUCUUUGAUCGCCACCGUUUCAUCACAGGUCAACAAUCUAGCAGAUACAUUCAAAAUGCAUCUUCUUCAGGUGUAACCAACAAUUGUACCAAAGAGCUUAAUAGUACAAUACAGAAACCAAAGGCAAAGAAUCAAAAUAAUGCAAAAGAGAAGCAACAAUUUUCGACAGAGUCGUCUAUAACUUCUGUCUCUUCAUCUUGUUCAUCUAGCUUGUCAUCCAUUGAGUUCAAUGCAAUAAUUAAGACAAAAUCACCAUCAACCAAACCAAUCCAAAUUCCAAAAAAACCACAUUCAAGACAACAAUCACUUGAUUUCUGUGAUAUUGUCAAAGAUUCAAUGCAUAGAGAAGCUAAGGGAUUAUAUGUGAAUACAUUAACCAAAGAAGAAAAAAAUGGUCAAGCUUAUGCAUUGAAUCGACACAUAGACUCUCCAAGGCCUAUGCUAUCUCAAAACUUUGUCAAUGCAAGAGUUACGGCUUCAAAUGAACCAUUACAUACUCUUUCAAGGUCGAAAAAAUCACAUUGGGACUCGCCACGACUCUCUUAUGAUGCAUUGAAAUCCACCACAAGGAAUAAGGAACUUCCUAGGUUUUCCUUGGACAGCAAGCAAGGAUCCAUUAGAGGGAUCGAAGGAGGAAACAAGGCUCGCAAUCUGUUGAAUGGUGCACAAAGAGGGUAUGAGAGGAACUCGAGCGCAAUGCUUAAUAAACUGCAAGAACCAGAAACAUCAAGAAGAUCAACGAGUGUUGUAGCUAAGUUGAUGGGACUAGAAGUUCUCCCGGACUCAACACAAACUUGUCAGACUUCUAUCUGCUCCGUCGAUAAAAAGGAGCUCAUGGAAAGAACUAGCAUAAGUGGUGAAUCCAAGAAACACCAAAGUUCAGUGUCCCCAAGAAAUAGAAGGGGUGAUGAUUCAAUCACAAAUGUGAAACCUUGUUCGCAAUUUGCACUAGAACCAACUACUCCUUGGAGGCAACCUGAUGCAGGCCAAAGUUCUUUGUUACAAGAUUCUUCAAAGGGAAGUGAUUCUGAUAUAAAAGCAUCAAAGCCUUCCCUUUCUGUAUAUGGCGAAAUUGAGCAAAGGCUGACGGAACUCGAGUUCAAAAAGUCCGGAAAGGAUCUCAGAGCACUUAAACAUAUCCUUGAAGCAAUGCAGAGAUUUACUGAUUCAUCAUCUGACACUAGGAAUAAUAAUACUAGUGUAUGUGAAAAUUCAAAAGUUCAAAGUCCAAGAAUCCAACAAAAGGACUCUCGCUCGGAAACUACCACAGUUGAGCUGUCAAACUCGAUCAAGGGUAGCAAAUCACCAAUUGUCAUCGUGAAACCAACAAAAGUAACUAGAAAAGCCAAUAAUCCCGCUUCUACAGAAUUGUCAAUUAAUGAUAAAUCUUGUAUCAGCAAAUGUUCUUCAACAAAUGGAAGAUUGGUUGAUAAACAAAAAGUUAAAGGUAUUGUUUCCACAACAAAAAAUACCAAGGACCCUUUUGGUCAAAAUGUUCCUUCCAAAUUGAUGCAAUCAUCAAAAUCUUUCCAAGAAAGCAAUCAAAAAAACACCAUCAACUCUGGCAGCAUAACAGAAACUGAGAGUCCAAGACUACAGAAGAAGUUUGGAUUUGAGAGGCGUUCUCCGCCAACUAGUCCAUCAUCAGAUUCCACCAUUAACAGAAGACAGUAUAAUAGACAGCAGAAAUUCUCUAUUUUGCAGGACGGAGAUGAACAUUUUAGUGACAUGAGGAACUUUAAGCACCGUGUUAAUGUCAUUUUUGAAAAUUUUGAUAGUAACAGAAGCUUGGACGCUCGAAGUGACAUAGAAGUCAUUCGAAUCGAUCAAUCGGCAAAUAUCAAUCAAAAUAAUGCAUUUGAAGAGGUGAGUCAGGAAAGCUCUGAAGCUGAUAAAAUUGUCACUGCUGAACAGCCAAGUCCUGUAUCUGUUCUAGAUGCUGCAUUCUAUAAGGAAGAUCCACCAUCUCCGGUGAAAAAGCAAUCGAGCGUUUCAAAAUAUUUAGGUGAAGCUCUAAGCACUGAUGAUAGUGAGGAGAACACAGUGGCUCAAAUUCUGCAAGAAAUUGACCAGAUUGAUGAGGAACUCAUCGAUUUUGAUAACAUCAAGAAUCCUGAUCAUAAGUAUAUAUCAGAAAUACUCAUAGCAUCAGGUCUAGUCAGUGACCGAAACUCUAACCAGAUACUUCAUUCACAUGGCCACUUGAUUAAUCCAAAGUUAUUCUUUGCACUUGAACAAGUAAAGACAAAUAAGGUGCAUUUCAAUAUCAAAGAUGACGCCGAGAAAAUUCACAGGGCUUUUAGUUCUGAGAAAAUGCAAAGAAAACUCAUAUUUGAUGUUGUUACUGACAUGUUAGUUAACAAAUUGAUAUAUCAGACUUCUUCUAGAAAGCUAAAAGGGAAGCGGCUUUUCGAAGAGUUAUGUACAGAAAUAGACGAGUUACAACCUCCAAAUAUGAACGACAGCAAUGUUCAUGAGGAUGAGAAUUUGACAAGUCUAUUGUGCAGAGAUUUGAAAAAUAACAACACAAUUUGGACUAAUUGUGGCAGUGAGAAACCGAAUAUCGUGUUGGAUAUCGAACGGUCAAUCUUUAAAGAUUUGAUAACUGAAGUUUGUGACAGAUGAAGUAGAAAACUCUUUUGGUGGUAAUUGCAGGCAAAUGCUGUUUCUUAAGUAGGAAAUUUAGUUAAUGAGUUUUAGGGUGGAAAAAAAUAAUCAGUACUUGAUAUUUCAGAUUCUUUUUUUAAUGUACCUAUAGAUAUAGUUUGAAAGGGGUAAUAAUCUGCUUAAUUGACAGUUUCACCUUUGUUUUUCUUCAUGUAUUUAUAGUUUAUAUGCUCAUAAAUACAUGCAGAAAUACAGAUAAAUGUAUAUCAGUAUUGAUGAUUUUCACAUGGUUAAUGAAAUAUUGCAAUGACUUUAACAUAUUACAUGAAUGUAACACAUUAAUAUUAUUAUUGUUAUUAUUUUU